AUGGGAUUCGGACUGGAGAUACUGCUGACAAAACUGGAACACAUCGAUCAUAAGCUGAUGGAGCUUCAACUCCAAAUGAAUCGUCUCGAGACGAAAAUCGGAAGCAGCCAAUACACUUACGGCAAGACAUCAACGUCAAACGCAACAGCAACAACACCGGAGCCUCAGCUACCUCUCUUAGCAUCGUGCCAGGACGCACCAGCAAACGUUUCGGGGUUGUAUCUCAUUCGUGUCCACAAUGAUAGUUUUCCCUUUGCCACGUACUGUGAGAUGGAGAAGUUUGGAGGCGGUUGGACCGUUGUGCAGCAUCGCUUCGAUGGUUCGGUUAAUUUUUAUCGGAACUGGUAUGAAUACCGCGUCGGUUUCGGUGAUUCGGGCAGCGAAUUCUGGAUCGGACUGGAUCUCAUACAUCAACUCACCACAGCUCGCAAGCACGAGUUGAUUGUCGAGAUAAUGGACAUUACGGGCCACUACGGGUACGCCCGGUACAGUGAAUUUCAGGUCGGUAGUGAGAGUGAGGAGUACAAGCUUAAAGCCGUGGGAUCGUACAGUGGCACUGCAGGAGAUGCGUUACAAUCUGGCAAGGGAAAGAAAUUCUCUACAAAGGAUCGGGAUAACGAUGGGAGAUCCGAUAUUAACUUUGCUGUUGAACGCGAAGGCGGUUGGUGGUACAGUUUCUACGGAGGUCACUCAAAUUUGAAUGGUCUGUACGGGAAUGCUAGCGAUGCCAAAUCAAUUUGGUGGUGGCAUUUCAGAAAAGACAUGCGAGGAUUGAGCUACACCAGAAUGAUGAUCCGUGAAGCCAAAAAAUGA
Molecule: messenger RNA, 813 nt
Organism: Anopheles darlingi
Lineage: Eukaryota; Metazoa; Arthropoda; Insecta; Diptera; Culicidae
Product: angiopoietin-4-like
Exons: 1
Coding region: 1-813 (270 amino acids)
Source: RefSeq, a predicted model, not a curated record